AUGUGCACUACGGUGAUUAGUGAUUACUGCUCACUAAUCACUCACCAGACAAUAUUUUGCAGUGAUAAGUGAUUGGAAAUAACCUUCAAAGUAGUAAUAAUUUGAGUCUGAUAGAAAUUGUUUCGAUAAAAAUCGCGUAAUUUUUAAAAAUGACUACAAUAACUGUAGCAAAUGAACAAGAUAUAAUCAAGAAGUUAUCUUCUUACAUAGAAAAAAUUUCUAACGAUGCUAUUCACAAUCGCGGAAAAUUUUAUAUAGGUUUAUCAGGUGGAUCCGUUGUUAAGUAUUUAAUCGAAGGACUACCAAAAGUUGAUACAGACUGGUCUAAAUGGGUGCUAGCAUUCUGUGAUGAAAGAAUUGUGCCAGAAGAUAGUGAGGAUUCUACAUUUGGAGUAUAUAGCAGACAACUAAUACCAAAGACAUUGCUGGAUAAAAAACAAUUUAUUACUAUUAAACAAGGUGUUAGUGCUAAAGAAGCCGCAAGAGAUUAUACUGAAAAGUUAACAGAUGCAUUUGGAGGUGAUGAAUUUAAAUUUGAUCUUCUACUACUUGGCAUGGGCCCAGAUGGUCACACAUGUUCAUUAUUCCCUAACCAUCCUUUAUUAGAAGAAAGUAGUCUGAAAGUUGCAGCAAUAACUGAUUCUCCAAAACCUCCACCUGAAAGGAUUACUCUGACUUACCCCAUCAUAAACAAUGCUAGAAAUUGCAUAUUUGCUGCUAGUGGAGGUGGAAAAGCAGAAAUGAUCAAGAAAAUUCUUAAAGAUAAAGAUGACCUACCUGCUGCAAGAGUAAAACCAAUCCAUGGUUCUGUAUAUUGGAUAGUUGAUGCAGAUGCGGCAAAAUAUUUAUAACUAUAAAAGAUUAGUACUAUAUAUAAUUUUGGAACUGGAAUUCACAUCUUUAAAUUUUAAAAAGACAUAUGGAAUAUGGACCGCAAUGCCUGAUUAAGGGAACUGAAAUGACUAAAUGGAUUUUUUAAACUGACUAGUAAAUGCAUAGGGCCAUUUUGGAUUGAAUUUUUAAAUGUAUGCAUCAUAGCAUAUUUUUUUACAUUACUUUAUUUUAAAUCUCAAUAUGUGAUAAUUGUGAUAUAUCGGGCAAAGUAUAACUACGGAAAUGCUUAAAGCACAAUAGUGUUAAGGGAAAUAUUUUUUUAUUGUACUUUACUGUUAUUAAAUUUAUUGCAUUAUUAAGUUUUAUU
Pieris brassicae (large cabbage white) is the source of this 1201-nucleotide messenger RNA. RefSeq names its product 6-phosphogluconolactonase (gene 6pgl). Gene Ontology annotation, biological process: pentose-phosphate shunt; carbohydrate metabolic process. The transcript is spliced from 4 exons. Bases 150 to 851 code for a protein of 233 amino acids. The record is from RefSeq and is a predicted model, not a curated record. Gene Ontology annotation, molecular function: 6-phosphogluconolactonase activity. NCBI's taxonomy places the organism in Eukaryota, Metazoa, Arthropoda, Insecta, Lepidoptera, Pieridae.